AUGGCUCUGGGGGACUCGUAUAUGGCCUCCACGGCCGAAAAACAGGUCAUCUGUGCCAAUCGAGGGGUGUCAAAUGAGGGGCCCGAAAAGGACGUUCUUGGUAGGGAUAAGGAGAUCGAAUAUGUUGAAGCUGUUGCUGCCGAAAAGCAGACAAUUGGGAAGUGCCAAAAGAUUAAGCAACACUUUGCGAGAUUUCGGUACUAUUACCUUCUAGCAGGGAUCCUCUUCCUAGCUAUCUUUUUACCUGUGUUGUUCCUUCUGGUAAUUCCAGCUAUUGCUCAGCGCGUUGCGGAUGACACAAACAUCACUGUCUACUCAGCCACUAUGAUGAACCCCAAGCCCGACGCCGUUACCUUGACGCUCAACACAUCGCUAGCAAUUCCCCUGGGUCUGCGUGUGGGGAUAGACCCGCUCAAUAUAAAUCUGUUCAAUCGAGAUUCCAACCCACGGAUUACCUAUCUCACCGUACCACUUCCGGAGUAUUCAUUGAAAGGUACGACGAAUCUCGUCGCCACUAGUAACAACACUCCUGUUCUAGACGAGGAUGAGUUUGUGCGAGCUUUGGCCAUGGCCGUAUACUCCAAAAAAAUUACAUUAUCAGCGGGUGGAGAACCCACGGUGCAUCUGGGGGCUUUAAAGGCUCACUUAAAACUAGAUAAAGACGUCGAAUUAGCUGGCCUUGACAAACUAAAUGGAUUCUCCAUUGACGAAGCUGCAUUUCUACUGCCUGCUUUACCAGAUGGCUCAAACCUCAACGGCAAGGCAACAUUGCCAAACCACUCUGUUGUAACAUUCGCACUGGGGAAUGUAACGCUUAAUCUCAUGGCCAAAAACAUAGUUCUCGGAACCGCACGGCUGGAGAAUGUUAUACUACAGCCGGGAAAUAACAGUGUCAACUUCACAGCCAAAGCCGAUAUCAAGCAUGCGCUUGAUAAUAUUGGAUCCAUUCUCAAGGCUGAAGCUGAUGCACUUCGAAGCGGUGACAUUGAGCUCUCAGCUUCGGGAAACCAAACAGUCUACAACGGAGUACAUAUCCCCUAUUUUGAAAGAGUGUUAAACAACUUGACAAUUACGGCGCGUGUUCCGAUUAUCUCAAUCUUGCUUGACACAGUAGGCCAGUUUCUAGGUGAUGGAGCAGAUGGGGUUGUUAAUACACUGGACACCAUUCUGAACAAGGUCAACUUUGCUAGUCUCUUCAAGCAUGUUGACUUCACCUCUCUGGUUGAUAGCCUUGGUGAUAUCAUAAAGAACAUAAACUUAGGGACACUUCUUGAGGGCGUGAAUAUCAACCAGCUCUUGCAGGACAUUGACUGGAAAAAGGUUAUCGACGGAAUCAAGAGCAUUCUGAGUCAACUUGACUUAGGCGGUUUCCUCCAAAGCCUAGAUCUCGGGAAACUUCUCUCGGAAGUUGACUGGACCAGCCUAAUGCAGAGUAUUGUGAAUCUGCUUAAGAAGGUGGACUGGACCGCUGUGACAAAUGCCAUCAACUCGAUCCUGAAGAACAUCGAUCUAGGCGCUAUUAUCGAGAAAAUAGCGCCUCUUUUAAAGAACCUUGACCUGGAACAAAUCCUGAGCAAUCUCGACAUCGGGAAAACCAUCGACGAAUUGACACCUGUGCUAAAGGACCUCGAUCUGGGAAGCAUUCUCAAGCAAUUGGACUGGGGAACUAUUAUCAAGAGUGUUAUGAGCAUCCUUAAGAACAUCGACCUACCAUCCCUUCUCAAAACCCUGCUCACUACUUUCCAGACUCUUCAUUUGAGGGAUCUGUUAUACAAUGUGACUAUUGGGGGGAUCAAUAUUGGAGAUUUUCUUCAGAAGCUCGCUAAUGACUCCGGUAAUGUCAGUUUAGACCAGGCAUUGAACAAUCUCCAGCAUGCCUGGCAGGAUAUUGGAGGUCGUGGUGGCAGUAGUUAA
Molecule: messenger RNA, 1914 nt
Organism: Aspergillus ochraceoroseus IBT 24754
Lineage: Eukaryota; Fungi; Ascomycota; Eurotiomycetes; Eurotiales; Aspergillaceae
Product: DUF3712 domain-containing protein
Exons: 5
Coding region: 1-1914 (637 amino acids)
Cellular component (GO): fungal-type vacuole membrane
Source: RefSeq, a predicted model, not a curated record